This is a messenger RNA of Tachysurus fulvidraco (yellow catfish), 1739 nucleotides long. RefSeq names its product 4-hydroxy-2-oxoglutarate aldolase 1 (gene hoga1). The transcript is spliced from 7 exons. Lineage: Eukaryota; Metazoa; Chordata; Actinopteri; Siluriformes; Bagridae. The record is from RefSeq and is a predicted model, not a curated record. Gene Ontology annotation, molecular function: 4-hydroxy-tetrahydrodipicolinate synthase activity; N-acetylneuraminate lyase activity. Bases 61 to 1035 code for a protein of 324 amino acids. Gene Ontology annotation, biological process: N-acetylneuraminate catabolic process.
ACUGUUCACAUAUCGGCUAUCCAUCUCUGUCUGCCCUAUUUCCACACCAAAAAUCAGAGAAUGAUGUUGCUCAGGAUUUUUAAUCAUGUAUACAGAAGAGAAUUUGCUUCUGUAUGGAGAAGUGAAAGUGAACAUGCUGCUAAAAGGCUUGAUAUUGCUGGGAUUUAUCCUCCUAUUGCCACUCCAUUUACACAGAAAGGAAAUGUGGAUUAUCAAAGUCUGGACAAAAAUCUACAAAGGUAUGGCAGUAUGCCUUUUAGAGGUCUUGUGGUGCAAGGUUCUAAUGGAGAGUAUCCAUAUCUGACAACCGAAGAGCGUGUAGAUGUUGUAAGAAGAGUUAGAAAAUCUCUACCUACAUCAAAGCUAGUGAUGGCUGGAUCUGGCUGUGAAUCUACAAGAGCUACAAUCCAUAUGAGUGAGAGAAUGGCUAGUGCAGGUGCUGACUGUGUGUUGGUAGUGACACCUUGUUUUUAUCUUGGAAGAAUGAAUAGCAGUGCUCUCAUUCACCACUAUACACAGGUAGCAGAUUCCAGUCCGGUACCCAUUGUUCUGUAUAGUGUGCCAGCGAACACCUUUCUGGACCUGCCUGUGGAUGCAGUGGUGAAGUUAUCUCAGCAUCCAAAUAUAGUUGGCAUCAAAGAUAGUGGUGGAGAUAUUACAAGAAUAAGUCUGAUUGUAUACAAAACCAGAUCACAUGAUUUCCAGGUGUUGGCAGGAUCAGCUGGGUUCCUCAUGGCUGCAUAUUCAGUAGGUGCUGUCGGGGGUGUGUGUGCCUUAGCAAAUGUUUUGGGUCAGCAGGUGUGUGAGCUAGCACAGUUGUGUACAUCAGGACAAUGGGACAAAGCCAGGGAACUCCAAUACCGUCUCAUUGAACCAAACACAGCGGUCACAAGGAAGUUUGGCAUACCUGCUCUAAAGCAAGCAAUGGAGUGGUUUGGAUACCAGGGUGGUGUAUGCCGCUCCCCUCUGCAGCCUUUAUCCAAGGUGGAGUUAGAAAAUCUUCAAGCUGACUUCGCCAUAAAUGGGUGGCUGUAGAUGAACUAGAUUAGUGUACACCAAUUAUACAUAAUUUGUAUUAAUUGUGAGAUCAUCCAGAUUAUUGUAACAUGUAAUGUUCAGCAAAACAGAGAAAGAAAAGAAAUUGCAAAUGCAACACACUCCCUCAACUGCAUUGCUGGUCCCAGACAAUAAAUUGUAAUGCUGAAAGUUUAAUUAAUUAAUAUAGUUUUAAAUUAUAUCUGACACUAUUGGAAUAAUGUAGAAAGCAGGUUUGGAACAAUCAAAUUUCUGUUGCUCAGGCUCACAGAAGGAGAGUGGCACACAGGAGUAGCAGAUUAAAUAGGUACAUCUGAUAAAUAUCGACAAUGUUAUAUUAAUGAGUUUUUCUCUUGUUAGUAGGCUGAGCAUGCUUGUGUAAAUAAAGCAGCAAAAUACUACUCGGAAUCCUGCUGAAGUCACAACUGCUGUCAUUUAUCAACAACAUUAUUCUAAGAUAUCCAACAAUACAAAUGAGGUAUAAGCAUAACACUUGCAUUACUUACUUAAGAUUGCAAUAAUUUGAAAUACUUGCUAAGACACAUGAUAGUGUAGACUCAUGAUAGAUUAGGACUUAAUCAAACUGUUUCAUAAUAGUCCAAAAGUACCAAUGUCUUCAACAAUCUUAAAGAUAAAAUAUGCAGACGAUGAAUAAAUAAACUGAAAUGAAAUGUAACUGCAUUAAAUCUAAUUUAAUAUGUUUA